AUGCUAUCUGAACAGAAUGAUAGUGGGAGUGGCAGCGGCGGGAGACCUAGCCAGGUACACACUCCCCUCCGCAAGGAAAAGAAGCGGGUAGGCUUCCACUCCAGCAAAGACUCCUCCGGAGAGAGCAGCGACUCGACAACUCGCCCACAGCAAACACGACAGCAGCGUCAGGAUGAGGGUGUCUUCUCACCAGCUGGUUCACCGAAGCUAGCGCCUGGGGAAUUACCGCCAAAUGCACCGGAUGCUUACGAGCUAAGCCUUGCUCUCACAAAGAUCCUGUCCGCUGAGCAAGAGAAGAAACGACAGGUUCAGAAUCUCGCACCAGACACCCCGGAUGGAGGACCAAAGAGGCCGAGACCUGCGCUGAGGAGAAAUACGAGCUAUGAUGAUCCUAAUGAGCGGGAGAAGGCGGACCAGGCGGAGUCGAGGACUACGGAGAGACAGUAUCGAUCUAUGGCGGAUGCUCGACAGAGAGCUGAUCGGUUAGCUGUUUCGGUGGGGAGUUACUCUGCCCCUGGAUCACGACGGGGAUCGCUUGAUCUCGAGGAAGUCCCCUCGUUUAAGCCGUUGAUCGAGGACUAUGAUAAUCCCAAGGCUUCACCACCAGCUGGGUCAAACACCAUUGAAGAUGCAGAAUACUUCGGCCUUCGACAAAGAAUAGCCAACUCUGAUCGCUUCCAGCAUCACGCUGCGGCUGAGAAUCUAGUCAGGUCUCAUACCCGCAAGGGAAAACGGGAUCUAUUCACACAGCAUCCCAACGGCGGACCGACAUCUGGAACCGCUACACCCGUUCUUCAACAAGCAUACGCCCACGACUACGUCCCCCGACCAGACCAAUACCGCGGCGGUAUUCUCUCCUCGCUGCUGAAGCUUUAUCACGAUGAUAGAGCACCAGGUAGUGGUAUGAACACCCCCAAGGACCCGGGGACACCACUCAUGUCGCCGCGUAACUCACCACCUAUAUCCCGCCCCGGAUCAUCCAAUGGAACGCCUCCUAUCCGAUCACCGCCUCGCUCACGGCCGACGAGCGGGUUGUUCAAUUACCACAAGAACAGACACUCGACGUCUUCGCUUGCACUUACAGAGUUGAUGAAGUCCUCGUCCAUGUUUGCGGCGCCAGCUUCAGCGAAUAUCUCCGACAAGUGGGCUGAGCAGAUUAAACAGAAGCCGCCGCCCCCGAAGAAGCGAGACAAGGCUCGGAUUACUAUUCAUAUCGCGGGUAUUAUCCAGCGCCAUCGAUAUCUGCUCAAGUUGUGCAGGGCUCUUAUGAUGUAUGGUGCGCCUACACAUCGGUUGGAAGAGUACAUGACCAUGUCAUCGCGUGUCCUCGAAAUCGAAGCUCAGUUCUUGUACCUCCCUGGUUGCAUGAUUAUCAGCUUUGAUGAUAGCACUACACAUACCACUGAGGUUAAGCUCGUUCGUGUACCGCAGGGUAUUGACCUCGGUCGUCUUCGAGACGUACACAACAUUUAUAAAGAAGUUGUCCACGACAAGAUUGGCGUUGAGGAAGCGACGAAACGGCUCGACGAUGUCAACGCACGGAAGGAUAAAUACAAUGUCUGGAUUCGAGUAUUCCUAUACGGUGUCGCAUCGGCUUGUGUUGCGCCCUUCGCUUUCCAGGGCCGGUUCAUCGACUUGCCUAUUGCCUUCUUUCUUGGAUGUAUCGUCGGUAUUCUUCAACUUGUCUUGGCACCUAGCAACGAAUUGUACGCCCACGUCUUUGAAGUUUCGGCCGCUCUUAUCACGUCGUUCUUCGCCCGAGCUUUCGGUUCUAUUCAAAACGGCAAGCUCUUCUGCUUCAGUGCACUAGCACAGAGUAGUAUCGCAUUGAUCCUUCCAGGGUAUAUGGUCCUCUGUAGUUCUCUCGAGCUUCAAAGUCAUAACCUCGUCGCCGGUAGUGUACGCAUGGUCCACGCUCUCAUCUACACUCUCUUCCUCGGAUACGGUAUCACCAUCGGCGCUUCGCUCUACGGCAUGAUCGAUAGCAACGCAACGAGUCGUUCGACCUGCGAUAACCCUCUUGGACGGGAAUGGUACUUCCUCUUCGUCCCUGGAUUCACCAUGUGUCUCUGUCUCAUCAACCAAGCCAAGUGGAAGCAAACCCCUGUUAUGGUCGGGAUGGCUUUAGCUGGAUGGUCGGUCAACAGUUACUGCGCUGAGUACUUUGGAGGAAACGGCCAAAUCUCUAAUAUGCUGGGUGCCUUGACAAUCGGUAUUCUCGCAAACUUGUACUCUCGAAUGGGUCGGCAUGUCGAGAAUGGAUACUUGGACUUUAUCGACUGGUGGAAGCUCAGGGUUCGACCGCGUUAUACCAAGAAGAAAAUCGACUCGGACUCAUGGUCCCUCCCAACCCUCAACGAUCCCGAAUCUCGACCUGGAACACCAGAGAAACAUCAAGAGCCCGAGAAGAAGCCCCGCAAGGUCGGAUACAGUCUUGCAGCUGCGGCUAUGCUUCCAGCUAUUUUCGUGCAGGUUCCCUCUGGUUUAGCAGCAGGAGGUUCUCUGCUGGCCAGUAUCACUAUGGCUGAUGAGAUUACCAAGAACGGAACAAAGGUGGCAUCUGACAUGAACACAAUGGGCAAUCUUGAAGGAACUGCGUUCAAUGUCUUGUUCAAGGUCAUCCAAGUUGCCAUUGGCAUCAGUGUCGGUUUGUUCAUGAGUGCACUGAUCGUCUACCCUUUGGGUAAGAGACGAAGUGGGCUGUUCAGUUUCUGA
This is a messenger RNA of Fusarium fujikuroi IMI 58289, 2715 nucleotides long. RefSeq names its product related to PRM10 Pheromone-regulated protein. The record is from RefSeq and is a predicted model, not a curated record. Gene Ontology annotation, biological process: transmembrane transport. Gene Ontology annotation, molecular function: transmembrane transporter activity. Bases 1 to 2715 code for a protein of 904 amino acids. Lineage: Eukaryota; Fungi; Ascomycota; Sordariomycetes; Hypocreales; Nectriaceae. The transcript has a single exon.